This is a messenger RNA of Perca fluviatilis (European perch), 2490 nucleotides long. Its product is annotated as lipid droplet assembly factor 1-like. The transcript is spliced from 5 exons. The coding region runs from base 120 to 590 and encodes 156 amino acids. NCBI's taxonomy places the organism in Eukaryota, Metazoa, Chordata, Actinopteri, Perciformes, Percidae. The record is from RefSeq and is a predicted model, not a curated record.
GUUUAUAAAAAGGGUGUGUUGCUACUGUUGGAGUGACUCUGAGGCAAUUACAGGACACAGUUUCACAUGUUGUGAGCUUAGAAUCGAACCAGGUUUACUACAUUGUUCAGUCUGGUGAGAUGGAGAUGCAGCACAGCAGCAGCAGCAGCAGCAGCAGCAGUGUGACUGACUUUCAGCAGCUGUGGGGAAGUUGGACCACCCUUCUGAAGCGUUUUCAUGAUGACCCCAAGGUAGCACAGCUGAAGAGCACAAGACUCGGACAGUACCUGAGCAGCCACCCUUUCUUUGCUCUCACAGUGUUGCUGUUCGGCGCCUUGUCUGCACUGCCUGUCGGACUUUUCCUCUCUUUUGCUCUUGUGACCUGUAUUAUGUCGGCAGUAGGUUUUGUUUUCUUUGAAGUGUUUCUGUUGUUUGUAGGAGGGCUGACUCUGCUGUGUCUGCUACCCGGCAUCGCCCUUUUCUCUGUCAUGGUUUCAGUCAUCUUUAAUGUGCUUUAUAUCACCGCCUCCAACAUCCUCAGCCGCUAUUACCCGCAUCUGACAAAGCAAUGUAAAGUCCAGGAGGAGGCGAGUGAAUGUGAAACUUCAUAACUGAAGGAAAUGCAGUAGGUUGAUUCUUGAAAUGACCCUUCAAAUGCACAGUAUGUAAUAAUUUUCUAUGCACAAAGACUCCCUGAUGGUUACUGUAUGUCUAAGGCCUAAAUAUUACAUAUUUUUCUAAAAUGCUUGUCAUCAUCUCUAUAUCUAGACAUUUUAUAUAGGUGAAUUGUUGUGAUGUGGGACACUUGCACUCCAGUGGGUGACCUAAAAGUCAAUAAAUGUAGCUCUCCAAUCAUACUGUAGAAUAGGAUGGAGCAAUCUUCAGCAGGAAACACCCUGUGUGUAGACCUUUUAUAUAUGUCAAUGGUGUAGACCACCCAAAGGUCAGUGGCAGUGUUUAAACCAGACUGUAAUAAGAAAUACAUAACAUAUAAAGACUGAAAUAGGGUUCGAAAGGUGGGACAGUUUGAUUGGCCUGAUGUGGAACAGCAUAUUUUUUUGCAAUAACAAUGGUUAUUUACAGGGUUUUAGUCUUCUAAUGCAUUAUUUUAAAUAAAUAAUAAUAAUGUUUGAGUUCAGAAAAUUUAAUAAAAAUUGUUCCACUUAAUUCUAUGCAUAUUAUUGAUUAUUCAAUGUAAUGUAUUUCAGAUCACAAUGGUAAAGAAGAGAAAUAAGACACAGAGAAAGGCAGGCAAAAAAUCAGGGAAGGAAAUUGAAUCAGUGGAGGCAGGAAGGAUGAGGGGAGCAAUAGACUAUAGACAGAUCGUUGAGGAUGGUGGGGUCCCUUGGCUGAGGCUGUUGGCCAGAGCCAAUAGCUUGAAUGCUAUUGACCUGAGAUGUUUAUAUUACAUGAAUUAAGAUAAUUUAGGCCUUUUAACAUUGUCCCACAUUUUGGACAUGCAGAUUGUCUGAGACAACUUGGCACUAAGAGUACUGAUAUGUACCAUUUCUUUUAUUAGUGUGAUAUAGCUACAUUUUCUUUUCUUUUUUGGUUUGAUUAGGACACAUCCUGGGGAUUUCGGAGUGGUAUUGAGUGUGGAUGUAAUGUGUUGGCUUCAUCUGAAAUGCAAACAAUGUCCCACAUUUGGCUAAUUCAAGAAGAAUAAAAUGUCUACAACAGCCAAAACAUGAAUCAACUAACCUUUCAAUUGCAUUAAUAGCCAUAUACGGAAGACUUAUUUUAGUCUAAUCCAAACAUAUUCUAUAUGCACUAUGCACAUAUCUUGUGAAAUGGUGGCUGAUUUCAAGUAUCAGAGAAAGAUGUUGACUCAUGGCUGAACAGUGUAGUUAAUCCAAAUGCACUAUUCUAUUCAGUCUGAAAAUGCCUGUGUACUGUAUGUUGUGUAUGUCUGCAAAUAUCUGAUGCACAUGCUUAUUAAGCAAAAGAAAUCACUACAAAAUAACUGUUACAUGUGUGUUUGCUGUUGUAGAAGAAAAUGAAUUACCUAACAAUUUUAGUCUCAUUUUAUACUGAUAUCCUCUUUGUGUCGCCUGUGUUAAUUAAGUCUGUCUCCCUUUUUGCCUCGCUUAGUAUUUAAAACAAAGUAUUUUACUUUGGUCACUGUGAGUGAGACUGUUUCUUUAAAGCCCAACCCAGCUCCAGGGGAGUUCACACCUUAUUUAACAAAGGACCAUUUUUAAAUAGUUUGAGAUGGUAUUGGGUCCAUGUAAACCUACUCAGAUAGUUUUGUGAGUGAAUGUCUUCUCAGCUUUUGUUAUUCUGUUGCUUCCUGUAACUUUGUAUAGAACCCUGACUAGAAACUCAUUCUGGUCAGAGAGAAUCCUACAACUUCUUGUGAGCUUCUUUCUCCACUGCGCAGUGAAUAAAACUCAUCUGAACCAGCCACGGAACUGGACCUGAGAGAACUUUUUCUUCUACACUGUUAACUUUAAAAGAGCACAAUGUUGUACGUUUGUAAUGCAGCUUUGAAUAAAUCCUUAUCAGGAUAAA